Messenger RNA from Haemonchus placei, 597 nucleotides. NCBI's taxonomy places the organism in Eukaryota, Metazoa, Nematoda, Chromadorea, Rhabditida, Trichostrongylidae. The record is from the annotation of a GenBank genome assembly.
AUGUCCAAGUUCCAAAGGUACGUAGGAAUCGAUACGGCAGCUCAACGACGGAGUAAUCACAUCAAGUAUGAGGAGAAACGAUCACAACUUGACCGCAAACUGGAUGCCCAAAAACCCCCACCUCCAGUGCAAGAAGACGCUGUACCACUUUGGCCUGGUGAGCUAAUGAAGCAUAUCAAAAAUGGGAAGCAUAAGGAGCCCUCAGUUUCGCGUACUGAUCCCGGACCACAAUCAAUGUCUGCGAUUCCUCAGAAGGCAGUGAUAAUAAGCAGUCCUGAUAUAGUUGGAAAGGAAGAACAGCCGCUUAAACCAGCAUCGCCAGAAGCAAGUAAGCAACCGGCUGAGUCGCCAACUCCCUUGUACUCUUUCCGAGCCCCGGUUGCGACUAAAAAGAAACCAUCGUCACUCGGAAUGCGAUCACGCCCGUCCUCACCCCAAUCAUUUUCUUCGAGAACUUCUGGUGGGACUGAAAAGGAGAAAUCGUCAAGAACCCCGAAACAAAGAAAAAUUGAUCAAAAAGUGCGACACUCUGAACGUGGGAAGGAUGAUGGCGACGAGAUAUUGCUUGUUACAAGCACCACUGUACUGAAGCAUUGA